AUGGCGGAUUCCAUUCUUUGUCCUGUUUGCUCGACUACAGUGGAGACUGUGGAACAUAUUUUUGCUAAUUGCUCAGAGUUGAUUGUUCUUUGGACUCAUAUUGCGAUCUGGUGGGGUGUUAGAUGUCCUUCUCAGUUGACUGUGGAUUCGCUUUUCAAUUGGGCUGAUUCUAGUGUCAUUUUGACUACUUUUUGGUGCAUAUGGAAUUUCAGGAACGUUGUGAUUUUCAGAGCGAAUACGCCUAAGAAAUCUUUGAUUUUCGAUGAUGUUGUUCAUAAAUCUUAUGUUUGGAUUUCUAGUAGGUGUAGUAAAGCCAAGAUUAGUUGGUCUUCUUGGCUUCAUAAUCCUGUUAAUGCUACUAAGAUUAUGUAA
Molecule: messenger RNA, 372 nt
Organism: Lactuca sativa (garden lettuce)
Lineage: Eukaryota; Viridiplantae; Streptophyta; Magnoliopsida; Asterales; Asteraceae
Source: RefSeq, a predicted model, not a curated record